AUGCACUUGUCGAUAAAAAAAACCCUAUUAUUAAUAUUAGGAUUAGCUUUAGUGAUAGGAGCUAUAGCGUCUCCUACCAAUAAAUCUAAAAAGUCAUCUAAAAGUUCUUCCCCCGCCGCUCCUAGUAGUGGCCAAAAAAAUGUUUGCCGUUCCUUUAAAGACAAUUUCAAGAAUUCUAGAAUUGUUAGUCAAAAGAAGUAUAAUGGAAACCCCGCUUCAGCAGAUUGGAUUGAUACCUGUGAAGUAGCAGGUACUUAUUCGACCUCAGGCGGACAAUUGACCGCAAAUUUGUUGAAACCUAGCAACGAAAAAAGAACAAAAGGAAAAGAAGGAUAUUACAACAAGAAUUUAGGUCAAGGACUCUCUUUUAACAGCACAUAUAAAAUGCUUUACGGUACAGUUAGCAUGAAAACGAAGGCCUGUGGUGUCGGUGGUGUUGUCACAGCACUUGUUACCAUGUCUGAUAACGGAGACGAAAUUGAUUGGGAAUUAGUAGGAAAAGAUGUGAAACAUUGUCAAUCUAACUACUUUUACGAUCGUAUUCUCAUAUACGGAGUCAACGGUGGUGUACACCAAGUUCCUAGCGGUGGAGCAAUUGACUCAGGCUUUCACACUUAUACUAUUGACUGGAAACCCGAUAGCAUUACAUGGUUAGUCGAUGGUAAAUCUAUUCGCGUCUUGCAAAGGUCAUCUACCUACAAAAAUGGCACAUAUAGAUUCCCAUGUCAUCCUUCAUAUGUUCAAAUAGGCAUCUGGGAUGGUAGUGGUGCCGAAGGAACCGCUCAAUGGGCUAACGGUCCCAUCGAGUGGACUAAACAACCUAGUAAAUUAGAAUCUUAUAUCGAAGAAGUUUCUGUCUCAUGUGACCCUACUUACAACACUGUUAUUACUCAUUAA
This is a messenger RNA of Dentiscutata erythropus, 897 nucleotides long. Lineage: Eukaryota; Fungi; Glomeromycota; Glomeromycetes; Diversisporales; Gigasporaceae. The record is from the annotation of a GenBank genome assembly.